CUAUGAUAUACUUACAUCAUGGAAACCUUCGAAUAUCUUGAAAUUUCUAGUAUGUAUGCUAUAAAUGCACAUGCCCUAUGACUUAAAUAGCAGACGCCACUCGCCAGCUAAAAAAUGGCGGAUUGUGAAAAGGAGGAGGCGCACAAUCUUCAAAUGGAGUUUGAGUGGGUGCUCCAUGAAGAGGUGCACUCCUCGUUAUCUCAACUUCGAAAUAUCCUAAUGGAAUGUGCUCAGCGUUUUCCAUUAGCUCUCUUUGGUAACGAUCAACAUAACAAAACUGACAGAUUUGUUUUUACUGCUCCUCACGAUCAAGUCAAAUGUGUUGCUGUAUUAACAGGCGAUAGUAUCACAAAUGCGGAAGUAAAUUUUAAAGUACAACGACAACAGAAUGUUCAUAUGAGAACAAGUAUUCAGAGUGAACAUCCAUGGAAAUUGCAACAAAUUCAGGAUGCUGCUAAUCACUUGCAGCAGGGAAUAGCACACAUAGAUAAUGUGGAUAGACACUAUCUCUUCAAAACAUCCGAUGAAGUUAUGCAUGUGUUAGGUAACAUUUUGGGUUGUCUUCAGAGGAGUAGGACCAGUUUAAUCGUUCCUAGAAAGAAGACAAUUGAUGAUCUCAUAAAAAGUCGAAAUAUGAAUUUUUUACGUUUACAGAAAUCUCUUAAUCCAAACCUUCCAGAGAAUUUGGCUAUUAGUUUUUAUAUUCAGAGCUAUAAACUGGUGCUGGCUAUCUAUCAGUUAGAAAACGCUCACGGCAGUGUCAAGUACGAAACACAACAGGCUGAAUGUAGUGUCCCGUGGCUGAAUGACGCCCUCGUGUUGCUUACUAUCGCUUUGCAACUUUGUCAACGACUGAAAGAUAAGAUAUGCGUCUUCUCUCAAUAUAAGGACUUCACAGUGGGUUCUCGUGUUCCUUCCGCAAUAGGCUGGUAAUAGAAAUACUAAGAAAAUUCAUAUAGAUGUAACUUUAUACACUAAACAAGAUGCAAGGGAUUGAACGAUUGAACGAUAAUGUAACUUAAAACGAAAAACGUUUCUACAAGUUAAAAGUUCUUAAAUAAUUUUCUUUUAUACAAAUUUACAGUUUUAUUCAAUCCCUGAAUGCAAGUGAAGAAAUUUGGCCUCAACUGAUAAUACACAUGUAUGUGUAUAUAUAUAUACACAUAUAUACACACACACACACACACUUGUUCUGGCCUUUGUUUUUAUUAAUUGUUGUCUCUCUUUACUAACUCGUUACACUAGGAUAUUAUUCUAGAGUUUCUAGACAUUAUAUAUGCGCCUAGUAGAACAAUAAGUAUAUAUAGUAAAGCAUAAUAAUAUAUGUAUGGUGUGUAUAUUAUGUAAUAUUACACAUUAGCUACAUCUGAUAAAAAGUUUGCAUCGUAAGCCGCCAAUCGAUAUUAAGUCAUCAUCAUAUCAUAAUGAAUCAAGAAUGAGAGACUUUAGAACUGUUUUUGCCAAUUACUAGUGUGCCUAUCAUCGUGUUAUAUUGUGUUCCUCAUCUUUCUUUUGGUGGUUUACAUGAUUGUGCAAAUUUUCUAAUUGACAUACAUAUAAAUGUGUCGUUUACAAUUUCGUUAAAUAUUUAUGUAAGUCUAGAAAAUUUAUACCAUGAUCCUCUCCUUACUGAUUAGAAUUUUGUCUUCAAUUUUACUUUUAUCUUUUUUGAUUGUAUCGAUUAUUCGUGAUUUUUGCGUAUAUUCUUCGUGUACAAUCAUUUUUAUCUUUUUUAAUUUCACAAUAUUAUUCGCAUAAUAUCGCAAAAAAUUGUUCAAAAACUAUACCAAAUAUAAAAUAAUACUAAAUGUAAAAACUUCUCAACGCAAUAACUUCCUAUCUUCUUGCUAACAAGAAAGCGUGCUACCUUUAAAAAAACAAUUAUAUUGCGUGUAGAUAUAUAGAAACGUAAUUUAUUUAUCAAGUAUUACUUAAAAAUACUAAGACAUUACGUGCCUCAUAAUUAUGAAUUUGGAUAAAGUAACGUCACUAGUACACUUUUUGUAAUCGAUGUUUUUAAUUAUUAAUAUAAGACAGUUAUUGAAGAAACUAACACUUAGAAAUUAUAAAAAUUAUACAUAUUUAAUAAAAUAAAUAAAAAAAUAUUGCCAAAGAGAAUGUUGUUCUAGAUUUAUUAACAGUGAGGAAAGGAUUAAUAUUUGUAAUUAAAUUGUUGAAAUAUAUAAUAAGUAAAGUGAUUCAGUAAGUCAGAGAUACGUAGAAAAAAUAAAUAAAUAAAUUCCCGAAGUUUUCCUAAUAGCUUAAAGUGAUUUUAAGAUUAUCAAAGUUGUUGUUCCAAAAACACGGAUACACAGCAGUUACAGUUACUCCGAAAAAUUUAAUGCACAGAUUUCUGCAUAUUAUUGCUUGAAAAAAGAUGUAUUUGUGACUGUAACAUCUGUAUUCAAUAGUUCAACUAUUAUUUUUGUAAAAAUAAUUUUCUCUUACAUUAAAAGAAUAUAUAUAUAUUACAAAAAUACACA
Messenger RNA from Pseudomyrmex gracilis, 2483 nucleotides. It is a transcript of the gene rogdi, whose product is annotated as protein rogdi. The transcript is spliced from 6 exons. Gene Ontology annotation, cellular component: RAVE complex. The record is from RefSeq and is a predicted model, not a curated record. NCBI's taxonomy places the organism in Eukaryota, Metazoa, Arthropoda, Insecta, Hymenoptera, Formicidae. Bases 115 to 933 code for a protein of 272 amino acids.